CAAGAGAGACCAGCAGGGCGGGGGCGCUCCGCUGACUGAUCAGCCCAGCCCGCCUCGCCCGCGUUUUCUUCUUCAUCAUCAUGGGCCAAUCGCCAGCCAUGCAGCCGCCCUCGCCGCGCCGCCGCGCCACCACCAGGGCCCUACUGCGCCUGCUCUUCCUCGUCGCCCUCUCCCUCGCCGCGCUGCUCGCCUUCGUCACCUCCACCCCGUCCUCCUCCUUCUCCACCGCGCGCCGCGCCCUGCAGCUCGUGCCGCCGCGCCGCCACCGCCAGCCGCUAACCACCCUCCGCGCCGUCCGGAGGGACGAGGACGAGCCGGACAGGCCCACCUCGCCCGUCGUCGCCCCGCGAGCGGUGGGGCAGGGCCACCACCGCUCGUCGGACCUCGACGCCGUGCUGCUCCCGGACUGGGAGGUCCUCGUCCUGCUCCGCCCCGGCGACGACGACGACGCGCCCCCCGGCAACGCCACGUGCGCGUUCCCGGCCGGGGCCACGUCCCCGGCGCGGUCGCUCGGGAGGAUGCCCGCGUCCGGCCGCCGAGCCUACACGUGCGCCAUGCCCAGGCCGGAGCGCCGCCACAGCAGGCCCUUCCGCGCGCCACGCCUCGUCGUCGUCGCCGCCACUACCACGCUGUCGUCGUCGUCCUCGGAGGAAGAGCGGUCGUUGACGCCGGAGAUGAUGCGUUGGAGCGGCCGCCUCGUGUACGACUCCGCCGCGCUCGCCGCCGGCGGCGACGUCCUCGUGUUCGCCAAGGGAGUCAACGCGCGCCAGGGAGUCAACCGCGACGCCACGGACGUCCGGUGCAUCUACUACCGCCGCGGCAUUAGCGGCAGCGCCGCCACCGUCGUCGCCUCGCUCCCGGCCUCUACCUCGGCGCAGCAGGUCUUCCGGUGCCCCCCGCCGCCAAGCACUGCCGCCAUGACCAUGACCGCGUCCCCAGCCGAGGCGCAGCAGCUUCGCGUCACGAUCGCCGUCGCUGGCGAGGACCCCAUCCCCUCGGUGGCGACCUACACCCCUCCUCCUCCUCCUCCUCCUCCUCCACCAAAGAAGAAGCUCAUCUGCGGCUGCACCAUGGUCCGCGACGUGGCCAAGUUCCUCCGGGAGUGGGUGGUCUACCACGCGGCGGUGGGCGUCGACCGCUUCUACCUCUACGACAACGGGAGCGGGGAUGACCUGGAGGGCCAGGUGCACCAGCUCAGCGCGGAGGGCUUCCACGUAUCCACACACGCGUGGCCCUGGCCCAAGACGCAGGAGGCCGGGUUCUCCUACACAGCCGCGGUGCACCGAGAUUCGUGUGAGUGGAUGGCGUUCAUCGACGUCGAUGAGUUCAUCUUCUCCCCAGACUGGGCUGGGUCGAGCAAGCCGACCAAAUCCAUGCUCCGGUCCGUUGUCACCGCCGUCAAGCCUAACAUCGGGCAGGUCACGCUAGGGUGCAAAGAUUUCGGGCCCUCAGGGCGGACCAAGCACCCCAAGGAGGGAGUCACCCAAGGGUACACGUGCCGGAGGCGAGCCGAGGAGCGCCACAAGUCACUCGUUAGGCUCGACUCUGUGGCCCCAUCACUGAUGAACUCUGUCCACCAUUUCAAGCUUCGGCCCGAGUUCAAGUGGGAGCGAUCGAGGGCUGUGAGGGUGAACCACUACAAGUACCAGGCUUGGGAUGAGUUCAAGGUCAAGUUCCGCCGCCGUGUGUCCACCUAUGUGGCGGACUGGACCGACCGGGUCAACCAUGGGUCCAAGGACCGCACACCCGGCCUAGGGUUCGAGGCGGUUGAACCAGCCGGGUGGCCACACAAGUUCUGCGAGGUGGAGGACACCCUGCUCCGGGACGUGACACGGAGGUGGUUUGGUGUUGGAUUCACCAAUAAGCUUGCUCAUCACCGGCCGGUUGGAGGGACAACUCACAGCAGCUCAUAGUAUUAGUUUUGGUAUAUACUCUUUAUUAAUUGGACACGGAAACAUACAUGUAUAUUAUACAGAGUAGAUUAGGGAGAAUUCAUUUUGAUUCUUUCAACAGACAGGGUUUUGUUAAUCAUUUUUUAUGUGAUUUAACAAAGGUGUACAAAGACGGUUAGGAGGAGGUGUAACUUCCAUGUGAUUAUUUAUGCCUUUCUUGUUGCAGCGGAUUGGCACUGGCAAGAAAUGUGUACAAAAAGCUAACUGAU
Molecule: messenger RNA, 2161 nt
Organism: Sorghum bicolor (sorghum)
Lineage: Eukaryota; Viridiplantae; Streptophyta; Magnoliopsida; Poales; Poaceae
Product: glycosyltransferase family 92 protein Os08g0121900
Exons: 1
Coding region: 81-1913 (610 amino acids)
Source: RefSeq, a predicted model, not a curated record